AUGUCCGCGUCUCACGAUGGUGCACUCUCAGCUAGACGAAAGAGCUUUGGCUUCUUUACCCGACCGACGAUGUUGCCCGAAAUCGAACCAGCUUCAACAUGGUCCUCGAGAGAUCAUGUCAUAAAGCAGAGGCCGAAAUCCGCAUUCUUCAGUAAUGGUGCUGGUGAUUAUCAGGAAUACACCACGGUUGUAUCGAGCAACCUUGGCACCCAUGCCCGUCCCCGAGUUCUUACAAAGAGCCCUGCACAGCGGCCGAAAUCGAUGUUUGGAUCCUUGAGAUCCCGGGAUCGGGAUCCUGGCAGCCCUGUGAUUGGGAUGCAUUUCGAAUCCUCCGGCAGUUCCUCGAUCGAUUCCUCGCAAUCAGAUAACGUUCCGAUCAGUCCUAGCAAUAAAUUCGUGGUAUACUCGGGGGAGGUUAUUUCUACGGGUGGCUUGUUGAGGAGAAAGAAGGAGUUUAUGGUUUUGACAAAUGAGGAAUUGUUGAGGUACAAAUCGGAGCACAAAGCGAGUGAAGCCUUUGGGAUCCCGACAAGGUCUCCAACAACAGGCAGAGCUCCCUCGAUAGGUUCAGUGGGGGAAUUGAGCAACGAGCAUUCAUUAGUCACCUCAGCGAUUCAAAUAGUUGCGGUGUACAGAUAUGGUGGAGAUGCGGAUUUAGCAUGCACAGUUCAAGUAGAUCACCUAGACGAUGCGAACGGAACACCCUCCUCCACGGUACUACAAGUGUCAACGCCCCAGGAAGCUCAAGGAUGGUUGGAAAUAUUGAGACAGGUGACACAUCUUGCGAGAACCGCCAAAACGCCCCCUCCAUUCUCAAAUUCCACGGUUGAACACAUUGCUCGUCGUUUGGAGGCAGAGAAGGACUACUCACCCUCACACUUUCAGAUAUUCCGAGUGGUUCAACGGGCUGGUAAGAUGAACGGCCAUAAAGCUGGAUCUUCCGAAGACCUUCAGAAAAUGUAUUCGACGAUAUGUUACCUUGCGAUCCGUCAGGCCUCGGAAUACCUAAGGCCGAAUUACCUCAUCACGCCCUUUAUAGGUCUUCCAGAAUACCUGAAUGAAGCAGCCUUGCCAGAUAUUCCCUGCACCCCCGGUGACGAUUUCAAUGGAUUUGACCGGACAUUAUCUGCUUAUUGUACUGCCUACGAUCUCGAUGCGUCGAACAUUGUUUACGGCGUUCAUAUGGAAGUAGAAGAUGCGCCGCAGUUCGUACUUUACCCACCAGCAUUCUCCCGGAGACGGCAAUACACGGAUCUGGAAUUGUUGGCUGUCAUGAGAUCUUUGCGAUGGAAUGAGUCGUUUUGCUCAAUCUCCUUCAGGGGAAUUAACCUCGAGACUUUGCAUAAAGUACACGAUAUUUAUGGAUCCGAGUAUGAGCCAUUAACGGAUCGUUCAAAUCAACCAUUGAAUUUGAAGGCGACGGGUGGGAAGAGGAGUUCGCUGUUGAUACAUGAGCUCAGGGCCUUGGCGCUUUACAGUGGAAAGUUGAGACUACUAGACUUUUACGAGUGUAUGAAAAGGAAACCGCGUGUUGGGGAGGGUGCCGGGGGUUCUACAACCCAGAACGGAUGUGGUAUCUUGGAGGCCAUCAUGCCAUUGUGCAGGAGGGGUUUGACAAAUGUUGACUGGUUUGAUCUCACGGGUAUUGAGUUGGUUGAAUCAGAUCUUGACUGGCUAGUGGAUGCAGCUGCCUCUAAACUUGCACAUUUUCGUGGAUUUGAGCUCGCACGAUGCGGUUUGACUGAGAGAUUUCUGACGCUGUUUAUGAACUCUUUAAUCACACAUGAGAACACCCUGGAAUCCUUGGACCUGAGCGGAAAUCCUGGGCGGAUUCAUGCUCCGAGCUUCAAUAACAUCAUGUCCCAUUUUCCUUUCUUGCGCAGAUUGAACUUAUCAAGGCUUUUAAGGACCGCUGGUGACGACGCUCUCCUUACAGCGGAGACAUUAUUGAGAUGGAGAUUGGAAGAUUUGGAUUUAAGUGAAACAAAACUCAACAAUGAGACAAUAGAUGCUGUUUCGGCCUACCUGGCCAGCCCACAAUCAGAUUCCCUUCAUCAUCUGACGCUCACUCAAUGCGGCCUAACAUCCAAAGAUAUUGCUAUAUUCAUGCAUUCUAUGUCUCGAUCUCCUGGGAAACCUAGAAAUCUUCAUCUUUAUAUUGGGCAAAAUCAAGUUGCUAUACAACAUGACAAGCUUCUUGAAUGUAUCAGAAAUGGCAUUACACCAACCCAUUUAACAAUGAGGAUGGUUGAUUAUCCCAAGGAAGAUAUGUUUAGGGAAUUGAUGGAUGCAUUGAGGGUCAAUAAAACAAUUUCAUUUCUGGAUCUGUCCAAAGUCUCCUUGCCCUACGAGGCAGGCCAGGAAACCUGUAACGCCAUGGGAGAGAUGUUUGCCAAGAACACAUCAUUAAAGGAAUUGGCACUUUCAGGGGAGCAAGGUGUUCUCGAGAGCGCCAGAUUGGGGGCAGGCUUGAAUAAGCCACUUGGGCGCUUGGCAGAGAAUAAAACCUUGGAGAUUCUAAGGAUUGAAUUACAAUCAUUAGGAACUCCUGGGGCGAUGGAGUUGGCUUCAAUGUUGACCAAAAAUACAGCCCUUCGGGAACUUUACUGCGAAAUGAACGAGAUUCACCUCCAAGGCUUUAGCGCCAUUGUCAAUGCAUUGGAGAAGAACAAAACUUUACUUUACUUCCCCCGAAUGGAGCGCGAUAGGGCUGAACACGUCAAGUGCCUCAAGGACAAGCUUUUCCAGCCAACUGAUGCCGAAAAAUCGAAGAAGGAGCUCAAAAUGAAGAGCAGCUUGGGUUUGAGAAGGAUGAGCAAAUCGGAAAAGAAGAAGGUAUCAUUUGCCGAUGAUUCAUCGGAGGUCGGGGCGGAGCAAAACCUUACCCUUCUUGAGGAGAAGUGGGAGAGUGAGACUCAAAGAAUGCAAUUCCUCCUCGCAAGGAAUCUGGAAUUGCAUCAUUCAAAGCUGGUUCAAAAACGUCUACAUGCCCCACUUGGUUCUCAGCUUUGA
Molecule: messenger RNA, 3012 nt
Organism: Morchella sextelata
Lineage: Eukaryota; Fungi; Ascomycota; Pezizomycetes; Pezizales; Morchellaceae
Exons: 6
Coding region: 1-3012 (1003 amino acids)
Source: RefSeq, a predicted model, not a curated record